AGAGGAGAUGAAACGUGAGGAAGAGGAAAAGAGAAAGAGAGAAGAUCUGGAAAAGAAGAGACUGGGGGAUGAAAUGAGAAUGAUGGAAGAAGAAGAGAAGAAAAAUAAAGAAGAAGAGAGGAUAAAGAAGGAAGAGGAAGAGAGAAAACUAGAGGAAAUGACACUUAAAAAAGAAGAGGAGAGGAAACGCGAGGAAGAGGAAAAGAGAAGGAGAGAAGAUCUGGAAAGGAAGAGACUGGAGGAUGAAAUGAGAAUGAUGGAAGAAGAAGAGAGGAUAAAUAAAGAAGAGGAAGAAAGGAUCAAGAAGGAAGAGGAAGAGAAGAGAAAAAGAGAAGAAGAAAGAAGAAAGAUUGAAGUAGAAAGGAGGAAGAUGGAGAAAGAGAAGAGAAAAGUGGAGGAAGAGAUGAGCCAGAAGAAGAAAGAGGAGAGAAAAAAGAAGGAAGAGAGAAAUAUUAUAGUCGAGGAAGAGAUUGAGGAGAGGAAGAAUCAGAAGGAAGAGAGGGAAAAGAAAGAAGAGGAGGGGGAUCUGAAAAAGGAAUAUGAAGAGAGGGAUAAAAGAGAAUAUGGAAAUGUAAAUGAAGAAAUAAAACUUGAGGAGAAGAAGGAAAAGGAAGAAAGGGAUUGGAAAAGGAGGGAAGAGGAAGCAAGAAGGAGAGAAAAUGAAAGAAAAAAGACAGAGGAGAAGAAGGAGGUGAAGGAAGUGGUAAGGAAAAAGGAAGGGGAAUAUGUAAUAAUAAAAGAAGAACAAAGAACUGUUGAAGAGGAUGAAAAAAGGAGAAAGGAAGAUAAAGGGAAAAUAAAAGAGGAAGAACAAAAAAGGAGGAAUAAAGAAGAGAUAAAACAAGAGGAUGUGAAGUGUUGCAGAAAAUUAGAAGAAGAAAUAAAUCUCAAGACGGGACAUGAGAGCAAAAUAAAAGAGAAUAAUGAGAAGAAACAAGAGGAUGAGGAAAGAAUUUUAGCCAAGGAGGAGCUGAGAAAGAAAGAGGAGGAGAGAAAAAGUGUCGUUGCAGAGAAGAAGCUGAACGAGGAAGAGGUAAAGAAAGAAACAGAAGAAGAAAUAAGAGUCAAAAUAAAGGAGGAAAAGGAAAAGAGAGAGAUGCACGACAGGGAAACGGGGGAAAUAGUGAGGAAAACAAAUGAGCUGCAGGAGAAAAGAGAGAAAAGAGAAAAUAAAAAGACAAAAACAGAUGAAACAGGAAACACUUUGGCCUCACAGCGAGCAGACAGCUCCACCUGGAACUCCUCCAGCUCUGGACGUUUACACAGUAAACACAGUAAACACAGCACUGGAUCAAUAACACAACAACAGGAGCCAGAAGAGAGCUUCAGUCAGACCUCCACAGACCAAACUCAAAGUGAAGAUGGAGCAGCGAGGCCGUCUACCGUGUCUGUUUCUUUAGCUGUGAGCCUCCCGGAGCACACAGAGGAGAAGAGGCUGUCAUGGAUGAAGGAGUGCACCUCCUGGUCCAAACUCUCCCUCCAGAACAGGAGGAGGCAGAGAGGAGGUGUCCGUGGUCGGAGAGGGCUGAGAGGAGCAGCUGAGGGCUGCAGCCUGCCUCCUCUCUGCUCACACACUCUGCUUCAGUCUGCAGCCUGCAAAUCCCUGCAAGAGGUGACCACAGUGACCCUGGAGGAUCUGCCUGGCUGCAGCUUGUCCACUCUGGCUCAGUGUUCCAGACUUCAGUCCCUCACCCUCAGACGCUGCGGCCUCAGAUCUCUGGAAGGCAUCAACCAGCUAUCACAGCUCUGCUACAUCGACGUACAGGAAAACGACAUCUCAUUUGUCGACUGUGAGAAUAUGACUAGUCUACGAGUUCUUCGGCUUGGCCACAACAAGCUGACGUCCAUCCAUGGUUUGAACGGUGCUGAAAAUCUGGACGUUCUAGACCUCUCACACAACUCCAUCACACGCAUUGCUGGUCUGGAGUCCAUGAGGAGACUGCAGAGGCUGUCGGUGGAUCACAACCAGCUGAUCAGCACCAAAGGACUGAGGGACGUCUACACUCUGCUGCACCUCAACUGCUCACACAACCACCUGGCAGGUGUGGAGGGUCUGGAGAACAAUGCUCUGCUCAGCACACUGGACCUGAGGGGCAACAGCCUCACUGAGCCCCCCAGUCUGAACAACCAGGUCCUCCUCGCAGAGCUGCAUCUGGAGGACAACAGCAUCUCCUCCCUGCAGGGCCUCACUGCCUGCUGGCUUCCCCUCAUGCACAGUCUCUCUGUGGCCCAAAACAGAAUCACCCAGCUGCCUUCCAUGUCUGAUUUCGUGUCCCUUGUGAAUCUGGAUCUUCGAUAUAACUGCAUGUCAGAGCUCCAGAACGUGUGUGAGAGUCUGCAGGGAUGUCAGUUCCUACGAGAGGUCCAUCUCACAGGGAAUCCUCUCCAGCAGGAGAGAGGCUGGAGCUCCACUCUGCAGAAAGCGGUGCCCGGCCUGAGGGCCAGCGGUGACCAGCCGACAGACUCUCCUCUAACGCCUCCUGCUGCUCUGCAGGUCAGCUCGGCCUCAGGCAGCUUCCUGCUGUUCUGUCAGGAUCAGCUUCAGCAGACUCGAGAUCUACAGCAGCAGCACAGCAGGGAGCUCAGUAAAGCCUCCUCUGCCCUGGAUGCUGUAAAAACCUCCUGCCGACACUUCACCGAGGCUCUGCAGCUGGCCAAGGAGCAGAGAUUUGCCCAUGAAUAUGGUGACACCACCGUCUGCACUAACCCUACAGCUCAAACAUCAGCUGAAGGAACACUGGACACGGACAGAGCAGAUGCUGAGAACCAUACCGAGCAUGCAGAAAUGGAGUUCACUAGAAACGUCCAGCCUGUUCUUACAGACAGGGACGAAUGCAGCUACAGGACUGUUGAGGAGAAGUUAGCUUUGGAGACUCAACAGGACACAUUUGACACUGUUGCAACAACUCCAAAGACUCCAAAAACGUCUUCCUCCAGUCUUAAAAAGUCACCUGUGUCCAACCAUCAAGACCUGGUCAUCCAAAAUAAAGCCUCCUCUGCCCUGGAUGCUGUAAAAACCUCCUGCCGACACUUCACCGAGGCUCUGCAGCUGGCCAAGGAGCAGAGAUUUGCCCAUGAAUAUGGUGACACCACCGUCUGCACUAACCCUACAGCUCAAACAUCAGCUGAAGGAACACUGGACACGGACAGAGCAGAUGCUGAGAACCAUACUGAGCAUGCAGAAAUGGAGUUCACUAGAAACGUCCAGCCUGUUCUUACAGACAGGGACGAAUGCAGCUACAGGACUGUUGAGGAGAAGUUAGCUGUGGAGACUCAACAGGACACAUUUGACACUGUUGCAACAACUCCAAAUACUCCAAAUACUCCAAAAACGUCUUCCUCCAGUCUUAAAAAGUCACCUGUGUCCAACCAUCAAGACCUGGUCAUCCAAAACACAGCAGCAGUGGUGAUUCAGCAGCUGUGGAGGAAAUAUAGACAGAAAUGUGGGAACAUCAGCAGCCUUUCCACAGCUGAGAGGAGAGGGGGAGGAGAGCCAAAAGCUUUCUAUAUUAACGGGAGCGUUGUUGGCAAGGAUUACGCAGCAACUGUCAUCCAGGCGUUGUGGAGGGGCUUCGCUCUGAGGAGGAGGCUCGCAUCUGCUCUGGCUGCCGUCACGUGCUCCGACAGCGGAGAGGACGACACCUUUGAGGAGGUAGACGUGGAUGAAUUUGUCUUUGAUGAGGCAACAAUAGAGAAACCCUGGACUUUGUCGUUUUCUGAGGACUCCCCUCCCAGACGUUACACUGCGUCACAGCUACUGCCGUCCCUGAAGCCUCCUGUGCACCUUCCUGAACCCUCACAGUUCAUUCUCCCACCGCCGCUCGUCAGGAGGACCAAGCAGGCAUGGCUGCCUGAAGAACAGGUGAACUCUGCUGGAGCCAGAGUUUCCCCAGAGAACUCCAACAGAAGCAAAUCUCCUGCUUCGACGCCGGUGCUCAGAGGUCUCGCUGAAAGAUCAGAAAAGAUUCUGGAAGAAUGGGGCUUCACCGACAGCCACACGGCUCUUCAAAUGCUCAAGAGAGCUCAGAACAUGAAACCAGCAAAGCAGCAGCAGAAAAGACGUAGAGAUCCCUCCGUCCGUCUUGCCUUGUUCAGAAAGUGCAGUUACCCGCUGGGUCCAGUGGAGGCACCAAACAGGCCGGUACAACACAACAGGAAUAACAUACAAGUCCGCGAGGCAGAGCCGGGCCUUCAGCAGACGGAGGUGGCUGAGAGAGGGAAGCAGGAACCAGAUCAGCAGUGGCUGCACACCCACUCAGAGAGCGAGCGUUUCUUACCGGAGAUCAGCUCAGACAUUCUGAACGGAGGCAGGGUGCAGCUCGUGGCUGACCCAGGAUACUCAGAACGUCGACAUCACGCCAGUGGACUGCAGGCCAACAACAGUUUAGCUGCCCAGCCUUGCAAAGAGAACAAUUACCCUCGCAGAAACUCUCUGGGUCAUGCAAGAAAAGAGGUUCCAUCUCCUCAGCGAGUCAAGUCCGCUCCGUCAAAAAAGGAGCGCAUCUCCUUCCGGGACGUCCCCGUCCAGCUGAGCGACGGCUGGGGAGGCGGCAAGAAAAGAGACAGAGUUCACAAGUAAAACACAAACUCUUCUACAACCACCUUGUUUCAACACCCAGAGAGACUUAUAGGCAGAUGCAUUUGUCUUCUUCUGAUCCAGAACCAGACCAAAAAGUGAAUCAUUUUUUAAUUAUAUGUGCAUAUAGUUCAGGAAAUAAUACUUAAGCUUCCUUUGGGUGCAACAUAAAGCUAAUAAUGUGGUUUUACCAUGCAUUUGUCCCUUUUUUGAUCCAUAUUCUGACCAAAAAGUGACGCAAUUUCAAAUUAUAUGUGCAUAUAAGUUCAGGUAAGAAUACUUAAGCUUCCUUUGGGUGCAACAUAAAGCUAACAAUGUGGUUUUACCAUGCAUUUGUCCCUUUUUUGAUCCAUAUUCUGACCAAAAAGUGACGCAAUUUCAAAUUAUAUGUGCAUAUAAGUUCAGGAAAGAAUACUUAAGCUUCCUUUGGGUGCAACGUAAAGCUAACAAUGUGGUUUUAUUAUGCAUUUGUGCAAAGUGACCCCAUAGAUUUCACUCUCACAAGGAUAAUUCUUGCCUCCACGAAGAAGACUUUCUUUAUUUUUGUUUAUAAUGCUAUUUUAUCGCCUGUGCCGAAUCCCCCCGCAGCUGCUCCUUUUUUCAAACUCAGCUGAAAACUCGAGCUCCCUGUCCUGAAAAUUAAUCAAGACCAAUAUGACCCGGAUCAGCCCAAAUAUCUCCAGGCGCUUCCAUUAUGUCGACUCAGCUCAAGUAUCAGUGCCUGAAUGUGAUCGCGGCCAACCAGCAACAAAACACAUGGAACCAAAUGACACGCUUCAUAUGCAAAUGAUGGCAGGAAAUCAGAACCAGGACCUUUAAUACCUGCGGAUUCAUGUUUCUCUGGACGCCGAACUGUUGUUUCUCUGCUGAUUUACUCUCUCGACGAAGAAAUAUGGUAAUUAUAGUUUGCAGCCAUGGGAAGAGACUUGCUUUUUCCACUUCUCCUGCUUGCUUAAAGAGUAAAGUUUAAUAAAGCCCAGAGAUUUAAGUGCAAUUUCCACAUUCUGGGGCUAUAUUUAGCUCCCGCUCGCCAACAGCGGGCUUGAAAUUACUGCUUUUCAUGAGCCGAGCACAAACAUUGGUGUUAGAAUUAGAAAGAUGUUUUCUUUAUUUCCAGUUGUGGAUUAUAAUAGCUUUGUCUGUGUGUUUGAAUUUGGAGAGCUAAGGCGUCCGUCCGCAAACACUGAGUGCCCUGCAGCGGAGGCGGUGAACCUUCUGGGCUCGGAGGUUCCUCUCUGGACGGCCGCCUGGAAAUGAUAACUUAAUGAACGUCAAAACAAAUAGUCGGAGCUGCAGAGUGGCUCCCUGGCAGGAAAUGCACGUCUGUCUAUUUAUUUUCCUCCUAUCUUGCACUUGCACAUGUCUGGAGGGUGUGUUUUGACUGUAUACGAGCCGAUGGGGGAUUUUUUUCUUGUCUGGGAGAGUGGCGUAUGCCAGAGAUGUGGUGGUCCUGCCCACUCGGGGGCUGUUGUGAAACCCAAGAGCACUGUCCUCCUGCAGGGGGAAACUGAUUCUCCAGGCUCUCUGGGGGACAUCAAGGGGGUUAUUUAACUUUCAUUAAGCAACUGUA
Messenger RNA from Centropristis striata (black sea bass), 6146 nucleotides. It is a transcript of the gene lrriq1, whose product is annotated as leucine-rich repeats and IQ motif containing 1. Bases 8 to 4579 code for a protein of 1523 amino acids. Gene Ontology annotation, molecular function: protein binding. The record is from RefSeq and is a predicted model, not a curated record. NCBI's taxonomy places the organism in Eukaryota, Metazoa, Chordata, Actinopteri, Perciformes, Serranidae. The transcript is spliced from 21 exons.